Syngnathus acus (greater pipefish) is the source of this 2538-nucleotide messenger RNA. Its product is annotated as protein transport protein SEC31-like. NCBI's taxonomy places the organism in Eukaryota, Metazoa, Chordata, Actinopteri, Syngnathiformes, Syngnathidae. Bases 718 to 2538 code for a protein of 606 amino acids. Gene Ontology annotation, molecular function: nucleic acid binding. The transcript has 6 exons. The record is from RefSeq and is a predicted model, not a curated record. Gene Ontology annotation, biological process: DNA integration.
CUAUGAAGGAAAUUGUUGAAUUUGUUGAGUGCAACUCAAGCUAUGUUUUUUUUUUCAAGUAACUAUUUGUAGAUCUAUUGAGUAAAUAUUUGAUAAAUUAUCAAACUAAAGUAACAUAUUUGGUUGUAGACCCAUUGAGUGAACAUUUGAUAUAUUAUGAAACUAAUGUUUUUUUUUUGUCCAAGUAGCAAAUUUGCAAUUAGGUGUAUUGAGUGAGCACUUAAUGAAUUACCACAAGUAUGGUGCUAAUUCAACGUUUUAUUUUUACUUCUACUCAGGCGGGGAGCUGUAUUAUUGCCGCCAAAAAGGCACAGACCAGGCAGUCCAAGUGAAGGUUGUCUGUGGUGCUGAAGAGGCAAAUGAAAUUUUUAAGAGUUUUCAUGCCAGCCCGGCAGGGGCACACACCGGGCAAAAUAAAACAAGACACAGCAUCUCUCUGAGAUAUUACUGGCCAGCGAUGUCUGUUGACAUUAAUGAGUGGGUGUCCCAGUGCACCGAAUGUCAGGCAGCCGGCAUAUCAAUAAAAAGCCCUACAGAGGUCAUGCCUAUACAGGUCAGUUAAUCCAAAUAACGUUCUCUAUUUUGACCCAAGGUCUAUAUAGUAUUUUGUAUGUGGCAUACUUUAUACAACUAUUGUUCUCAGCAACAUCAGUUUAACACAAUUAGUUUUUAUAAAUAUUUAUUUAUUAGGUGUCUCAGCCAUUCGUACUCUUGGGGAUGGACCUCAUUGGCAAACUGGCUCAGACAAAAGAUGGAUACCAAUAUAUUUGCGUGAUGGUCGAUUAUUUCACGAAAUGGCCUCAAGCCUAUCCACUGAGGUCGAAGUCUGCUGCUGAUGUUACCGCCUGUAUCCUAAAAUUCGUCUACCAAUUUGAGUCGCCAAAAAGGAUCUUGACAGAUCAAGGCAAAGAAUUUGUCAAUGCAAUCAACAAGAGAGUAUGUGAAAUGCUUGACAUAAAAAGAAGCCUUUGCUCACCAUACCACCCUCAAACUAAUGGGUUGGUGGGAAAAUUAAAUGGGACAAUUCAAAGAGCUCUGAGCAAAGUGGUUUGUCAGCAUCCAGAAAGCUGGGAUGAAUAUUUGGAUGCAGUUAUGUUUGGUCUGCGGACCAAAAAACAAAUGACGACAAACUACUCGCCUUACUUUCUAAUGUUCGGCAGAGAGGCACGCUACCCCAUUCAAGUGCCAGAACACUACGAGGUUGAUGGCACUGUGGAGGAUGUGGUGGGGAUGGAAGUUAUGGCACAAGACCAUAACGAACAAGACCAACUAUUUGAGCAAGUUAGAGAGCACAUUAGAAAAGCGCAGGAAAAAACAAGGCACCCAAAAACAACCUCAGGGACCACACCAACUGUACACAUCGGAGAUCUUGUUCUAAGACAAAAUAUCAGGUCUCAACAAAGAAAGGGAGGAAAAUUGAGCCCCAAUUUUUUGGGGCCAUACAAAAUUGUGGCGAUUGAGGGCAAGACAGCUGACCUCCAGGAUGAGAAUGGCGCCUUGGUCCCCAAAAUAAACAUUGACCACCUAAAACCAUACAAAGAAAAUAAACAAAGAGUGCCUCAUAGGUAUGAAAACAAAAAAGGAGCAUCCUCCUGGAUGACACAGUCACCAUCCCCACCAGCCUCAGCUCCUCCAGCCUCUGCUCCUCCAGCCACUGCUCCUCCAGCCAUAGCUCCUCCAACCACCGCUCCCUCUUCCACUGCUCCACCAGCCGCAGCUCCUCCAAGCACCGCUGCCACUGCUCCUCCAGCCUCAGCUCCUCCAGCCAUUGCCCCCUCUGCCACUGCUCCUCCAGCCUCAGCUCCUCCAACCACCGCUCCCUCUCCCACUGCUCCACCAGCCGCAGCUCCUCCAACCACCGCUCCCUCUCCCACUGCUCCACCAGCCGCAGCUCCUCCAAGCACCGCUCCCACUGCCACUGCUCCUCUAGCCUCAGCUCCUCCAGCCAUUGCCCCCUCUGCCACUGCUCCUCCAGCCUCAGCUCCUCCAACCACCGCUCCCUCUCCCACUGCUCCACCAGCCGCAGCUCCUCCAACCACCGCUCCCUCUCCCGCUGCUCCACCAGCCGCAGCUCCUCCAACCACCGCUCCCUCUCCCACUGCUCCACCAGCCGCAGCUCCUCCAACCACCACUCCCUCUCCCACUGCUCCACCAGCCGCAUCUCCUCCAAGCACCGCGCCCACUGCCACUGCUCCUCCAGCCUCAGCUCCUCCAAGCACCGCUCCCACUGCCACUGCUCCUCCAGCCUCAGCUCCUCCAGCCACUGCCCCCUCUGCCACUGCUCCUUCAGCCACAGAUCCUCCAGCCACGGCUCCCUUUUCCCCUGCUCUUAAUACCGCAACACCACCACAACUGUCUUUGACUUUUAGACAAACGAGGGAAAAUGUGGACAAAUACGUUCAAGAUGCCUGGAAGGGAAAGCACGUCCAUGUUCUCCUAUCAAAAAUCGGGGCGUACAAAUUGUUCUUUUGGGACAUUAUGAACGUUAGACCCAAUUCUGAGCUGGAAUCGGAGGUAAAAUUAUGUUUUCAUAUCUGA